AUGUGUCUUUCUAUUUUCACUUCAGAAUUAGAUUCAUGCGUAGAUAAUAAUGAGAUUACCGACGAAGAAUUAUCGGACGACGAAGACAAUAUUACGAAAGGUAAAGAUUUUUUUUCUGUGAUCGAUAAUAAUCCAUCUGAAGAAAAUAUAGUGACAAAUGAAUUAGAAAUUGAAAAUGGAGAUAGUUUUGAAUUUAUUCUGGAUAAUACUGAUAUUAAUUUUUCAAAUAUAAUUGAGCCAGUAGAACCUGUAGUGAUAGCUGUGACGACUUCUACUCAAACUGUAAAUCUCCACGAUAUUUCUGGACCUUCUAAUAAUAUCAAAUCUCCCUCUUCAAAAAAGCAUAAAAACACUUCAAAAAAAAAAAAAGUUGAUAUCUCACAAAUUCGCCGUAAAUGGAAAAAAAUAACUGUCAAAACAUUAGAACCCGAUUAUUCACUUCCCGAUGGACCCGUUGAUGGCAAAUUCUUGGGGGAAACUGCUACGUCAAUAUUUUUGGAAUUUAUCGACGGUUUUAUUGAUCAACUUUUAUAUCAAACAAAUUUAUAUAGUAUUCAAAGAGGACGUCCUUUGAAUAUAAAACGUUUUGAAAUUCUCAACUUCAUAGGUAUAAAUUUUUUAAUGGGAUACAACAAACUGCCAAGUUGGAAACAUUAUUGGGCAACAUCUGAUGAUCUAAAUGUUUCCUGUGUGUCAAAUACAAUGAGCCGUAAUCAAUUUGAUAAUAUUUUAUCAAAUCUUCAUAUUCAAGACAACUUAUUGAUCCCAAAAAAUAAUAAAGAUAAACUGUUCAAACUUAGGCCUUUGAUAAAUUUCUGUAAUGAAAUAUUUUCUACAUCUUACCACGGAACGAGGGAACUAAGUAUUGAUGAAUCGAUGAUUAUUUUUAAAGGUCGUAAUUGUAUGAAACAAUAUAAUCCUCAAAAACCUAUCAAACGCGGAUAUAAAAUAUGGUGUUUAUCUGACCAAAGGGGGUAUAUAAAAAACUUUAGUAUAUAUCAAGGUAAAGAUGAGCAAUUAUCUGAUGAAUUUGAGUCAUUUGGUUUGGAAAAAUUAAAAGCGGAAAAUUCACUAGCAUGUGGAACAAUCCGAUCAAACCGUAAAGAUGUCCCGGAUUUAGCUGAAGAUAAGAAAGCGCCUAGAGGUUCAUCAGAUUAUCGCAUUACAAACACUGGUAUUGGUGUUUACAAAUGGAAAGACACCAAGUAUGUUAUGUUAGCAUCAAAUUAUCAUGGUUCAGAAAUAACAACUGUUACAAGAAAGGAUAAUUGUGGUCGAAAAAAAGAUAUUCUAUGUCCACAAGUUGUACGUGAUUAUAAUUGUUAUAUGGGCAGUGUAGAUCAUGCUGAUCAACUUAGAACAACUUACGGUGUUAACAGAAAAUCAAAAAAGUGGUGGCACCGAAUAUUUUGGGGUUUAUUAGACAUUAUGUUUGUAAAUUCCUAUGUUGUAUACAAGCAAAUACAUGGAAGUAUUACUCUAUUGGAUUUUCGUCGUUCAGUCACACAAGGACUUUUGACUUUACGAGAACUUCCUAUAUCAAACAAAAGCCAAUCAACUUCAACACCAAAAAAUAAAGGUCCGGCAACAAAGAAGAGGAGAGGAAAAGAAUGGUCAGUAUCAAAAGAUAUUCGUUUAACCAAUCGAGGAAUUCAUUGGCCAAAAUUUGUUACUAAUCGAGGACGUUGUGAAGUUUGUGCUAUAAACGGAACUCAAUCAAGGCCAUAUUCAAAAUGCUCCCAUUGCAAUGUAUUUUUAUGCUGUAACGAUAAAAAAAAUUGUUUUGCGGACUAUCAUGAUAUAGAUUGUUCAUAA
Molecule: messenger RNA, 1815 nt
Organism: Acyrthosiphon pisum (pea aphid)
Lineage: Eukaryota; Metazoa; Arthropoda; Insecta; Hemiptera; Aphididae
Product: piggyBac transposable element-derived protein 3-like
Exons: 3
Coding region: 1-1815 (604 amino acids)
Source: RefSeq, a predicted model, not a curated record